Messenger RNA from Neohortaea acidophila, 1764 nucleotides. RefSeq lists its product as uncharacterized. The transcript is spliced from 2 exons. The record is from RefSeq and is a predicted model, not a curated record. NCBI's taxonomy places the organism in Eukaryota, Fungi, Ascomycota, Dothideomycetes, Mycosphaerellales, Teratosphaeriaceae. The coding region runs from base 418 to 1584 and encodes 388 amino acids.
UCCUCGCUGACCGGAUUACAGUCCCGAAUGGGCAACAUCCUCCCUACUGGAUGGACUACACUCGGGCGUCCACCAUCCGCCCUCACCCUCUACCUGUGCAGAACUUCUGCGGUAGCAUCCCCAACGUUCGCAGCUUUACUCAUUUCCUUUGCAUUUACAGUAUUCGCAUCCAGACUUCGUCCAAAGGAGUAUCAAUCGAUCUACGCAGAUUCAACCCGAAGCGUCCCAGGUAUUGUGAUGAGCAUUCUCUGCCCUUUCACAUUCAAAGGCUUUAUAUCACCUCGUCAAUUCCGCUUUGCUCUUCUAUUCACUUCCUCUCAUCAUCUUCUACCGUAAUCGUUGAAGUCGACUCCACAGUCACUUCGUCCUCUCCUUUCUUCUAUUUCACCCGUUGCGGCGCCACUCGUUUCGCCCAACAUGCAUUCUCUCAUUGUUGCACUCUCUCUUGUAGCAGCUGCCGUUGCAACGCCAGUUGCUGCUCCAGGUCCGCUCGCAGCAGCGGCCAAGCCCAAGCCGGUCGCCAGCUCUUCUGCAUACCCUGCCAGUUCUUCAGUCGCUGCCCCAGUCUUCGCCUCCGCCUCCAGCUACGCGGCCCCCUCGAGCUCCUACUCUUUCACCGCCCUCCCUGUCUCGAGCUCCUACUCGGACAGCUACUCGGCAUCGAACCCAAUCUACGCAACCAGCACUUCAGGUGGUGUCGGGCCCUACCCAACCCCUCCAAGCUACGGAGGAAGUCAGGGUGGCGGUUACGGAGGCGGCGAGGGUGGAAGCUAUGGUGGCGGUAGCGGCGAAGGCGAGGGCAGCGGAUACGGAAGUGGAGGUGAUGAGGGCUCCGGCGAGGGUAGCGGGUACGGAAGCGGAGGUGACGAGGGCUCCGGCGAAGGUAGCGGAUACGGGAGCGGAGGUGAAGAGGGAUCCGGUGAGGGCUCCGGCGAGGACAGCGGGUACGGAGGUGCAGGAGCACCAUCGCCUUCUUCCGGCUCUGAGCCAGCAGGCUCGUGGUCCUUCCCAGGCUCGGCAAGCCCACCGUACGGACAAGGGAACCAGGUUUGGAACACCUUUCUCUGGGAAGAGAUGUUCCUCUGGUGGCUCCAAUACGUCUACACCGGUCCUCUUCCUCCUUACUAUACGCCCGGUGAGCCUGGCAGUUGGACCCCAUCUUCUGCCACGACUACCACCUCCGGCUCCGGGUCAGGAUCGGAUAGCUGGAUCGCGUGGCAGCCAUCCCCGCCAGCAUAUCCGACUGCGCCGCCUAGUGGCGAAGGGAGUCCACCACCAUGGGUCUACGAGCCUCAGCAGACCCAUUCAAUCCCGUCAUACCCACAUCCCGGUCCCCCAGGCCCCGUGCCCUCUUACCCAGCUAGCAGCUCUGAGGGGCCGGUGCCUUCCUACCCGGCAAGCUCUUCAUACUAUCCGUCGUCCUCGGUCUACUCAGCGAGCUCCGCUGCUCCGGUCUCAAGCUCAGCAGCUCCAUUCUCUAGCUCAGCAGCUCCGGUCUCGAGCUCAGCGCCCGCGGCGUCCAGCUCAGCAGCUCCGGUCCGACAUACACUGAAACAUCGUCACGGGCAUGGGGAUGCAGCCUGACUCCGAGUAUAACAGAACAUGACACGCCUAGGGUGUUUUUCCUUUCCAAGGGAUUUUGGCUGGGCCGGAGGUGUGGACAUUCAUCGUAUAUGGGCACGUUCUUCGCCGAUGAGAUGAAGGAGGUAAUUGAGCUUACAAUCAGAGGACGAAUACGAAGUUCCCGUUCCCAGAUCAGUUUAA